AUGUCUAAAAGUGAAGAACGUUUAUUACUGAAAAGCAUCUGUGGAGAAGUUGUUAAAGAUACGUUUCUUGAGGCAAAAGACUCUUAUGGAAACUGGUACCCUGUGAAGGUCCUCGAAGUUGAAAAAAGUAGAGUUCAUGUUCAUUUUUGUGAUUGGAGUUCACGUUAUGACUCUUGGUAUCCGAUAAAUUCAAAAUGCUUACGCGCUGUGAAAAAAGAUUUCACAAAGGAUACUGCGAAACUGGUAAAACCCUACCCUUUUAACUGUUCGAUGAACAAAAGUCCAGAAACCAGUGGCAGCCAUUUUGACGUGGGUAGCUAUGUAAUGGCUGCAUGGCGCAACGACUUCGAAUAUCUUGCUGAGGUUCUAGCCCAUCGUCAGCGACACGGCACAAGAGCAGAGUAUCGUUUGCGCUAUAUUUGGGAUCGCGUUGUAGAGUGGACACCCGUCAAUAAGUUACGCAAAGCAACUCAAUAUGAAAUCGAUUAUGUUUUAAAAUUCUGCAAAGAGCAAGGCUCACUAUCUACAAAUAAAAUCCCCAAUAAAUUCGAUCUGCAACAUUCGUGUAGUAGUAGUAGUAGUAGUAGUGAAUAUACAUCAGGAAUACCUCGAGCUAAAAGAAUAAGAACGACUCUGUCAGAAAGCAGGUCAACAGACCGUACCUUAGAUCCUGAAAUACCAAAGUACCGAUCACGUCCUACUCAUGCAAGCGCUAGCAGUUCAUCUGCCUUAGAAGACAAGAAAAUUCUUCACCCAACAUUGUAUGACGGGAUUAUCGAACAAGAUGGAAUGGUUUAUGAUAAGAGUGUUUUCCAAUUUCACGAGGCCUGUCGAAGACGCCGUGAAUUGAAAAGAAAAGCUAUCGAAGAGAAUGAAAUGUAUCUAUAUGGAUUCGAUAGUUCUGUGUCUUCCUUAGGUCAAACAUCCUCCGAAAGGUCAAAUCACCAGACAAGGCGUGAUCCCAAUUUACUGAACAGUCCUAAAAGUAGUUCUGUUAGAGCUGAAAAUUAUACAACAGAAAACACAGUCACGCCACCACUGGGAUCGCCAAUCUCAUCCUCUCAGAAAAGUGACGAAAUAAAAGAAACGAAACUGUUAGAGAAGACAUCUCAUCUCUCAAACAGUUCAUCAAAUUUGUCUGAGUCAAGUAAAUGUGAUGAACGACCACGUCGAACCAUAGUAUACAAAAGAGAAGCAGAAAUAAAAAUAUCUAGUAUGCCUAACUCAAAAGAGAUUCUCACGAAAGUUCCCGCCAAAUCAGCAGCUCCUGUUGUAUAUCCAUGCCCUCACUGCUCUCGUCAGUUGCGGAAUUCAAAACUACUCGACGCUCACAUUGUUAAUUAUCACAAAGGUGUAUCUGGUAACACAAAAUCCACAACACACACGAAAAAAGAAAUUUAUCAGAAUCGAUAUUUGCCAUGGAAAUCUCAUAUACAGUUAUCUUCUCUUGGACCAAUCUCAAAGGAAAAACCGAGUGAACCCUAUUCUGAUAGAUCAAAUGCACCUGAGUUCACCAGACUACUUUCUUGUCACUGUUGCAAUGCACGACAAUAUGCUACAGAAAAAGAACUUGGUCUUAUUCAAUGUUCACAUUGUUUAUGUUGGUUUCAUCGUUUGUGCGGUGGUACAUCAUUUGACUCGAAACUAUUUUCGAAUGUAGACUUGUUGAGUAAUAACGAACUUUGUUCACUUGUUGUUUGUAAUAAUUGUCGGAUGGUUUUACGUCCAGCUAGGAGAUCCCGCAAAAACGAAUGGCGGACGGGGUUACUACGAUCACAUGAUCUUAACUCUGAAUUUUCAAAACGAGGUCUGUUAAUUGAUGUGUCGUCUAUUUUGAAUAAAGUCUGUCAGUUACGUCCAUUAUUAGCUUCUGGGUGGCAAAUAUUGAACAGGUCAAAUUUGCCUUCUGUGUCUGAUCAAGUAAAGCAAGAUUCUGGCGUUUUCAAAAAUUCCUAUCAAGACGUAUCCAAACCAAGUGAAUUUCCAACAUCAAAGUUUGCUGGAAGUAUCAAACCUACAGCUCCCAUUAUACAUACCCCUGAAGAUCAAGUCAAUCGUCUUUAUAUGGAAUUAAGAGGUAUAGCGUUUGGAAAUCUUUCUGAAGCUAAUGGUGAAAUCACUGCGUCUAAGUGUGAUCACUUACAGCUACCAAACGAUAAUCAUACUUUUUGCAUUUCCACUCCGGACUCUGAAUGUCCUAAUACCAACUGGCCAUUAGAUGAAACAAUUAACGGUUCUGCUCAGUCGGAAUCUGUUUCAUACCAAGUUACUGAUCCUACUUAUCAUAUUGCCUCUCAAGAUUUGUCAGGAUUUCUUCAAGAUCUUGGUCCCGAUAUCAUUCCAGAAAUUUCAGGUUUUAAUGUUGAUGGAGUGAUAAAUGUCAGUAGUGUUACUUCUGAUUCCUGCUCUGUAGAUGAAUUUUUAAAGGUACCCAAAUCUUAUCCAGAACAGCCACCCGUUUCACAGAAUAAUGAUAAGUUAUGUAGAGAGAACACUGCUUGGCAGUUGUUAUGUUCUCAUCCUAGGACUACUAAUACAUCUGAUAAAGAUCUAGGUACUAUUCUUGAUAUUUCUGCUUCGGAAGAUUCUACUCUAAGUCCUUUGAAAUAUUUUUCCAAUACUGUAUGUAAUAAUCAUUUAGAGUCAGGUCAGCAAUUUCCUUCAUGUGAUUCUAAUAUCCCUUCAACCUCGUCACCUGACAAGCCCAUGAUUCAAACAUUCGUUGAUGUCAAAAUCAACAGAUCCAAUAUCGAUGGUGGAAGUUCAGUCAAUGAAUCAAGUGACAGAAUUUCAACUAAUUUGGGAACAGGUGUCGGAUCAGAUAUUAUUAAUCUGUCUAUUCCAAAAUGUGCACGUUCAAUCAUUUCUGAUUUAUUGAAUAGUCCUUUAAAUGAUGAUUUCGUUACACCUUGUGUUAGUCAACAGUCUGAUCUAAAAGGAUCUAAUAUUCUGCCUACAUCAUGCACAUCGAAUGAAUUUGUACACCUCUCAUCAACGUCUGGAUUAAAUUCUUUGGAUAUUGACUGGUUAGAGGCAGAUAACCAUAAUCAGUCUAUGAAUUCUUCUACUAGUCCAGUGUAUCAAAAUAAUGCCAAGAUAUAUGACCAUUCUACAUUGAAUGAAUUUUCUGAUCUUGCCAACCAUGUAACAAAUUUAAGCAACAUGACCUUUCAUUUUUCCGUUGAACAACUUAGAAAGUUAGCGCAAACUCAAGAUAACUUGUUGAACGUAGAUGAAUGUAUCCUAACACCAUUUGAAAAUGCUCUAAGUGUUAUGGAAGCUCAGUUGGAUGUAAUCACAACUCAUGUUACCAACUUUGAACGACUGCAUAAAUAUAAUCAUAAUAAUAUAAAUACAGAAUGCGAUUAUUUGGAAGACGAGAAAGUUCCUUCAUACACAAAACAUCAAGAAACAAACCAAGUUUUUACUCCCAGAGGUCCUUUAAAUUCAUCUCAGUCAUCUAAUGAAGUACAUGCGACAUUUUCUUGGGAGAAAAUGAAUGACAAAACUUCAUUCCCCUUUGUUCUAGACGGCGCAAAACAUAAAGAAUAUAAGAUAGAUUUAGAAACUUAUUUAGAGAGUGCCAAAACUGCGGCUCAAUAUCUUUACCGUCUACAAAAAGUAUCAUUACAAGAGUCAAACCUUCAUACUGACGUUCCAAAUGUGUUGAAUGAUUAA
Messenger RNA from Schistosoma spindalis, 3678 nucleotides. The record is from the annotation of a GenBank genome assembly. Lineage: Eukaryota; Metazoa; Platyhelminthes; Trematoda; Strigeidida; Schistosomatidae.